Messenger RNA from Nanorana parkeri, 1474 nucleotides. It is a transcript of the gene TAMALIN, whose product is annotated as general receptor for phosphoinositides 1 associated scaffold protein. The record is from RefSeq and is a predicted model, not a curated record. Gene Ontology annotation, molecular function: protein binding. Gene Ontology annotation, cellular component: plasma membrane. The coding region runs from base 105 to 1157 and encodes 350 amino acids. Gene Ontology annotation, biological process: signal transduction. The transcript has 9 exons. Lineage: Eukaryota; Metazoa; Chordata; Amphibia; Anura; Dicroglossidae.
GUUAUAUUCCUGCUGCUCAGCAUUCUUCUUCCAUAGAGAGAGUGAUCUGCCGGGUGCUGCUGGUCGGAGACAGUGCGGGCUGUGUUGCUGCUGCUGGGACAGCAAUGACUUUCCGACGGCUGAAGAAGCUUCAUCACAAGGAGGACUAUACUUCUCCGCUGGACCAGACGAUCUACCGGGAAAGGGACAAGGCUGACUCUACCUACAUGGCCCUGGAGUCAUACAGGACGGAUGACAUGUACAAGGCGCUGAUGGUCUCCGGCGGGACCCUUCCUAGAGCUAAGAAGGGUUCCCCAAUGGGCUGGAGGAACAUUAGCCAGACAUCUGAACAUUACAGAAAAAUAGUUCCUUUGGAGAAGGAAGAUUCUGAAACUUUUGGGUUUGAAAUUCAGACCUAUGGAUUGCACCAUAAGGACAAGAAUACAGUGGAAAUGUUUACAUUUGUCUGCCGGGUACAUGAAGGAAGCCCCGCUAUGUUGUGUGGCCUGAAAGUUGGUGAUAUAAUUGCUGGAGUUAAUGGCCUCAAUGUGGAAGGAAUCAGGCACAAGGAAAUUGUAGAGCUGAUAAAGGUUUCUGGGAAUAAAAUAAGGCUGGAGACUGUUUAUGGAUCUUCCAUCAGAAGAGCGGAAUUGGAGGCCAGACUCCAGUAUCUAAAGCAAACUUUGUAUGAGAAAUGGGAGGAAUACCGCUCACUUAUGGUGCAAGAGCAGAGACUGCUACAUGGCAUUGUCGUGAAGGACCCCAGUGUAUACGACACAUUGGAAUCAGUCAGGUCAUACAUCUAUGGGACAGUGCCUCAAUGCACCAAAGAAGUUCUGCCAAGCUCCUUGCCAACUGGAAGUAUAUGCAGCAGUGCAAGUUGUUUGAGUACUGCUGAGGACAAUGAGGACGCUGUGUAUCAGACAUGCUACUUCAGCUCGGACUCUAUAGAUGAAAUUAACAUUCCCAACAAAAACGCACUCAAGCCUUACAAGUCACCACUAACUCGGAGCUCAAGUGUAAAGUGUGCAAGCCCUGCAACGAACUGGGAUAAGCCAAAAGAGCACAAUAACUUUGUGUCAUUACCCAGGAAAAAACACAAAAGCUUUCGCAAAAGACUCCUAAAGUUUAUUCCUGGACUAAACAGAUCAUUGGAAGAGGAGGCCAGUCCUCUUUAGCACCUCUUUAUAUGAACAGUUAAGUUAUUUAUUUAUUGUUUUGCAGAAAAAAAGUGUGAAUUUGUAUUUACUUUGUUAAACUUUAUUGUAAAAACUUUAUUACGUUUGUUUUUCAUUAAAAUGGUUUGGCGAAUCUAAGGGUGCCAAACUCCAGGAUUUUCUAUAAAAAUGCAUGUGUUCUUCCAAUAGCUCAAGUGGUUCAAAGGCUUCUCAAGAUACCGGAGCCAGCAGGAAGCUGCCACACAGUGAAGCGUUUUGUUCUAGUUCCCGUUCUGCUUUGUGCCAUAACUGAGGCUCUCCUGAUGCUGCAAGGGGAA